AUAAAAAAUUAAAAAUAAAGAAAAAGCAUUUCAAAGGAAGGAGAGUUAAAAAACUGAAGUGGGUAGUGAUUGAGAUUGAGAUUGAGAUUGAGAUUGAGGAAGAAGAAGAAGAAAGAAGAUGGGAGAUGAUUCUUCAUCGCAAUCUUUCCUAAGGAGGCACUGGGAAGGCUACAAGGAGUUCUGGAGCGAUAGAUUUUCCUUCUACGAAAACUAUUCCAGGUUCUUCAACCGUGAUAAACCCCUUCCUUCCUGGUCCUCUUCCGAUGUUGAAGAGUUCAUCGCUUCUGACCCUGUACAUGGUCCUGCUCUGAAGACUGCUAGGGAAGCAGUAAACUUUGCUCUUACUGGAAGUGUUAUUGGAGCAGUAUCAACAGCAGGAGUUGCCUGGAAGUAUUCUAGGAGUUUGCAUGGUGCCGGACUGAGCUUUCUAGCUGGUGGUGUCUUUGGUUGGACAUUUGGACAAGAAGUUGCAAACCACUGGCUGCAACUUUACAGGUUGGACACUUUAGCUGCGCAAACUAAGUUCAUGGAAUGGUGGGCGAGCAAGUCUGAGGGACGAUCUUGAACUUUGCCUGUUUGGAAGCAAUGUAACAACUUCAUUUGCUUUUCUACAAUAAGAAUCGAAUGCACCAGUGUUGGAAAAAAGACAAAUGGUUAAUUGCAUCAACUUCUGGUCUCUGUUGAAGUGUGCUAAUUUCAGUUGGCUCAAAUUGUCCUUUUUAUAAACAAAUUUGAGUAGAUUUUGCAAGUUUAAAACUUGUUGCGGUUGAUGUUUGCAAUAAAUUUUUGUGGAGUGAAAA
Ziziphus jujuba (common jujube) is the source of this 800-nucleotide messenger RNA. RefSeq names its product succinate dehydrogenase subunit 6, mitochondrial. The transcript has 3 exons. Lineage: Eukaryota; Viridiplantae; Streptophyta; Magnoliopsida; Rosales; Rhamnaceae. The coding region runs from base 119 to 565 and encodes 148 amino acids. The record is from RefSeq and is a predicted model, not a curated record.